Impatiens glandulifera is the source of this 1519-nucleotide messenger RNA. RefSeq names its product GATA transcription factor 12-like. Lineage: Eukaryota; Viridiplantae; Streptophyta; Magnoliopsida; Ericales; Balsaminaceae. The record is from RefSeq and is a predicted model, not a curated record. Gene Ontology annotation, biological process: regulation of DNA-templated transcription. Gene Ontology annotation, molecular function: sequence-specific DNA binding; zinc ion binding. The transcript is spliced from 2 exons. Bases 68 to 1285 code for a protein of 405 amino acids.
UGAAAACAAACAAGGUGUUACUAGAUAAAGUAAAAAUGUUUUCCAGUCAAAAUAUCUCCAUUUUUAGAUGUUGGCUUUGUCCCCCUUCACUCCUCUCCCCUACUCUUUCUCUCCCCCACACUCUCUUUUUCUUUUUCUCCCUUUCUCUCUCUAUCUCCAUCUCUCUCUCACCCUUCUCCCUCUAUCACCAUUCUCAAAAAUCCUCCGAUCACCAUCUCCGGCGAUGGAUUCAGUCGAAUUCUUCAACUCCGGCGACCAUUUUGACAAGAACCCAGAAACCAAAACCACCGCAGCUGACCUUUUCGCCGUCGACGACCUUCUUGAUUUCUCUGCCGAGGACGCCGGUGCCGGACUCGUCACUGCUGAUGUCAUCACUGAUUCCUCCGGCGCCGGCGGAGGCGGAGGAGGAGGUGUUACUGCCGUGGAAAGCUGCAAUUCAACGUCCUUCUCUGGAAGUGAUCAGCAUUUUGUUGGAGAUGUUAUGGGUCGCCGGACUUUGUUCGAUUCUCAUUUCUCCGAUCUCUGUUUGCCGCAAUACGAUGACCACGUGGAGGAGUUGGAGUGGCUAUCAAGCUUCGUGGAGGAAUCAUUUUCCAGUGAAGACUUGCAAAAGCUCCAGCUGAUAUCGGGUAUUAAAACCCGACCUGACUACGAACCCGAGCCCGAACCCGAUCGCAACAACACCAUGAACCCGGUUGCGCUCCUACCCGAAGCCCCUGUUCCCGGCAAGGCUCGUAGCAAGCGUUCACGCGCCGCUCCCGGCGACUGGACUUCAAGGCUGGUGGUCUUGUCGGAGCCAGAUCCUACCGACGUUCCCGACGGCGUAUUAGGGAAGAAAUCUGGUAAGGGUAGUAAGAAGAAGGAAAUAGAGAUUAAUGUCUCCGGCUCCGGCACCGGCGGAGGCGGAGGUGGUGGAGGUGGAAGUGAUGGGAGGAAGUGUCUUCAUUGUGCCACUGAUAAGACUCCACAAUGGAGGACGGGUCCAAUGGGUCCGAAGACUUUAUGCAAUGCAUGUGGUGUUCGAUAUAAGUCGGGUCGGCUUGUACCCGAGUACCGACCCGCUGCGAGUCCGACUUUUAUGCUGACAAAACAUUCGAAUUCUCAUAGGAAAGUUAUGGAGUUGAGGAGACAGAAAGAAGUUAGUAGAUCUUCUUCUCAUCAUCAUCAUCAACAUCAACAACAACAACAGAUGAUAAUUCAUGAUGGGAUGAUGUAUGAUUUACCUAAUGGUGAUGAUUACUUGAUUCAUCAGACUGUUGGGCAUGAUUUUCGUCAAAUGAUUUGAUGUUUUUGUUAGAACAGAAGGAUAGUUUUCGACGAGGACUAGUUUCAAGACCAACUUGUUUUUGUUGGAGAAGAAUUUGGAUUUUUUCUUUAUUUUUGAGUUAUUUUUUCCUAACAUACAAAACUUUUUUUUUUUUUUUUUUAGUUUUAAUUUGUCUUGAAUUCAUUUCCCCUGAGAAUUUUAUUUUCAAGAAGAACAAUUUUCAAUGAUUAUUAAUAGUUAACCUUUAUUGAU